Calliphora vicina (urban bluebottle blowfly) is the source of this 1552-nucleotide messenger RNA. It is a transcript of the gene Syx1A, whose product is annotated as Syntaxin 1A. Gene Ontology annotation, molecular function: SNARE binding; SNAP receptor activity. The record is from RefSeq and is a predicted model, not a curated record. NCBI's taxonomy places the organism in Eukaryota, Metazoa, Arthropoda, Insecta, Diptera, Calliphoridae. Gene Ontology annotation, cellular component: plasma membrane; endomembrane system; presynaptic active zone membrane. The coding region runs from base 207 to 1100 and encodes 297 amino acids. Gene Ontology annotation, biological process: intracellular protein transport; synaptic vesicle fusion to presynaptic active zone membrane; exocytosis. The transcript is spliced from 2 exons.
GCUGGUAAUGUCUUCAUUUAUUUUAAGAACAAACUAAAAAAAACACAUAAAAAUAACGUAAAAACUAUUCCAACACGGCUUUCUUAAAACAAUUGGAAACGUGUUUAAAAGUCCUUAAAGGCCAACAACACUAACACCAACAAAUCGUCCGAAAAACGAACGACUCCAGUGAAUAGCAACUCUAGCACCUAAAAUCAACCAGCAUCAUGACAAAAGACAGAUUAGCCGCUUUACAUGCAGCCCAAUCGGACGAUGAGGAGGCCGAAGAGGUGGCCGUCAAUGUCGAUACCACCCAUGACUCGUACAUGGAUGAUUUCUUUGCACAGGUCGAGGAAAUUCGCAACAUGAUCGACAAGGUGCAAGAAAAUGUCGAAGAGGUUAAGAAAAAACAUUCGGCCAUCCUGUCCGCACCCCAGUCGGACGAGAAGACCAAACAGGAGCUCGAAGAUCUGAUGGCCGACAUUAAAAAGAAUGCCAAUCGUGUUAGAGGCAAACUAAAAGGCAUCGAACAGAACAUCGAGCAGGAAGAACAGCAAAAUAAAUCAUCGGCCGAUUUGCGUAUACGCAAAACCCAGCACUCGACACUGUCACGCAAAUUCGUCGAGGUCAUGACCGAAUACAAUCGUACACAAACCGAUUACCGUGAACGCUGCAAGGGAAGAAUACAACGUCAAUUGGAGAUCACCGGUCGUGCCACGACAAACGAAGAGUUGGAGGACAUGUUGGAGCAGGGCAAUCCGGCCGUUUUUACGCAAGGCAUCAUCAUGGAAACGCAACAGGCCAAACAAACGUUGGCCGACAUCGAGGCUCGUCACGCUGAUAUUAUGAAACUGGAGACAUCGAUUAAGGAAUUGCACGACAUGUUCAUGGAUAUGGCUAUGUUGGUGGAAUCACAGGGUGAAAUGAUCGAUCGCAUUGAGUAUCAUGUGGAGCACGCUAUGGACUAUGUGCAGACUGCAACUCAGGAUACAAAGAAAGCUUUGAAAUAUCAGAGUAAAGCCCGACGAAAGAAGAUUAUGAUUUUGAUAUGCUUGACUGUGUUGGGUAUCAUAGCUGCUUCAUAUGUUAGCAGUUUUUUCAUCAUGAAGUCUAAUAAAUAGGAAGUUAUUAAGGAGGGAAUGAUUUAGAAUCCCCCACCCCCUAAAAGUAUGCUUUGAAAAAUCCACCCACCAACAAAUAACCAUCCUCUCUCUAGGUUGAUGGCUAAAAAUGCUGUUGCUGCAGUGCUGGUUUUAUUUUUCCUUAAAUAAAAUCUAGUUUUAUUUUAAUUAUUAAGCUUGUUUUAUGUUUGUUUUAAUUAUUUAAUUUAAAAGUAAUGCACUUUUUUAUUUCUUAAUUAUACUAUAUGAGUAUUUAAUUAUUUAUUGUGAUUUUUUAUUUUUUUUUUUAAUAUAAAUAUGAAUUUUGUACUUAAUUGGCAAUUAUGAUGAUUUUUGUAAAUUUUAUUAUUUAUUUUGUUUUAAAUUUAAACUAUAAAUAACAUUUAUAAAGCAUAAUAUGUAUCUUUCACAAUCUAAAAUCGUUAAGAAAACGAAAAAUCAAGAAAAACCAA